This is a messenger RNA of Doryrhamphus excisus (bluestripe pipefish), 1973 nucleotides long. RefSeq names its product decapping mRNA 2 (gene dcp2). Gene Ontology annotation, biological process: deadenylation-dependent decapping of nuclear-transcribed mRNA; nuclear-transcribed mRNA catabolic process, nonsense-mediated decay. Gene Ontology annotation, cellular component: cytoplasm; P-body. Gene Ontology annotation, molecular function: RNA binding; manganese ion binding; 5'-(N(7)-methylguanosine 5'-triphospho)-[mRNA] hydrolase activity. The record is from RefSeq and is a predicted model, not a curated record. NCBI's taxonomy places the organism in Eukaryota, Metazoa, Chordata, Actinopteri, Syngnathiformes, Syngnathidae.
CAGUCAAACCCUACGGAAUCAAUAGUGAAAUAAAACGAUACACAUGAAAUAAUAACUUAUAUGAAAUAUUAAAGAGUACAGAAUGAUAAUGGCGAAGAAGUAGUUAUUAUAAUUUUAGUAAGAGGUUGAAUUUGGGGCACAGACGACGUAAACAUGAUCGCUUGUCUGGUCGUUGAGUGACAUAGCAACUAACCAAUUAUAUUUCACGGAAUCACCUCGCGUUAUUUCCCGAUUAGAUGUUUAACCUCCGGUGUUGGUCCACUCGGUGUUAGCCCAUUAGUUCGUAUCCGAAUUUACAACUUUGUUUUUUAAAAAGUCUACUGUGGAGGCGAGUGGGGGCUGCUGCGGGAAGAAGGAUGUGAGUAAAAACGCGGAGGAAGCUUCGCGCUGCUGUGGCUUUUGUUCCAGUCCGCCUCGAUGACUAAACAACAUGGAAACAAAAAGAGUCGACAUCCCGUCUGGUUUACUGGACGAUCUCUGCAGUCGCUUCAUCCUGCACAUUCCCAGUGAAGAAAGGGACAACGCUAUCCGGGUGUGCUUCCAGAUUGAGCUGGCCCACUGGUUUUACCUGGACUUCUGCAUACCCAACACACCGAGCGCCCCCCACUGUGGCAUCAGAGACUUCGCCAAAGCUGUUUUCCAGCACUGUCCAUUCCUGUUGCCCAACGGAGAGGAUGUGCAGAAAGUCCUGGAGCAGUGGAAGGAGUACAAGAUGGGUGUUCCUACUUACGGAGCUAUCAUUCUUGAUGAGUCGUUAGAAAAUGCACUCCUUGUUCAGGGAUACCUCGCAAAGUCCGGCUGGGGCUUUCCCAAAGGAAAAGUAAAUGAGGACGAAGCACCACAUGAUUGUGCUGUUCGUGAAGUGCUGGAGGAGACGGGCUUUGACAUCAAGAAUCGUAUUUGUAAAGAUAUGUACAUUGAGCAGAAAAUUACUGACCAGCUGGUGCGGCUCUACAUCAUACCAGGAGUAUCCAAGGAUACAAAGUUUAACCCCAAAACUAGAAAGGAAAUACGGAACAUUGAAUGGUUCCCCCUUGAGAAGCUGCCGUGUCACCGGAACGACAUGACCCCAAAGUCCAAGCUUGGACUGGCCCCUAAUAGAUUUUUUAUGGCAAUUCCAUUUAUAAGACCCCUGAAGGAAUGGAUUGCCAGGUUGAAAGGUGAGACUCCAGACAGCGAUGAUGACUUGGCAACCAAUGGCACUCCAGGCAAGCCAUCUGACAAUGUUGGGUCGAAGUUCCGGCGCCUCACCGUGAAUGAAGUGUUUCUUGGAGACAGCUGUACCAAACAGAAACAGCAGAAGCCCCAGAGUCAUCUGAACCACUUUGAGCUAAACCAGAGCCAACACUUAAAAGGCACUGGGAAGAAUUCAUCUUCUCAAAAGAAAGGAGGCGUUGAAAAUGGAUUUAGCAGCCAGCAUAUUAAAGUGUUGUCAAAGGAAGAUAAACGGCUUCAUCCCAGGAGGCUGCAAGACAGUUUUGAGAAAGACAGGACUCCAUGCAGUUCUCUUAAUGGACCACAGACAACCCACCACAAGGACUCGGAGCACCUGCUGUCCUCCAGCACUUUCCUUCAUUUUAAGUUUGACAAAGAUGCCAUCAUGAGAUGUUUUGACUUCUGACGUGGCGGGAUGAUGAAAUGGGAUGACCCAAUUAAUUCAACUUUGACCUCUCAGAAACUCUUUUACACUCCAGUUUGUGUUGCUUAUCAGUUGUACAUGACAUCAAAUUGAAUGUCCACUCGGCUUCACUGGACACUGUACCUGUCAUGUCAAACAUUUCACAGAUUGAGCGGGGAGCGUUGGUUUCAAAGUUCUAAUUGUUCAAUUGGUCAUUGAUUUUAAAUUGUUGGUAAUUCUCUUGGCUGCUUAGGAAAAAGGAGGUAGGUACCACUUUACUAGCAAAUGUCUACAGAUUUUAUCCAGUGAUGUAGAAAGAAAAGCAUUUUAUUAAAGUUAAGUUUUCUCAAUUUCA